Messenger RNA from Acaulospora colombiana, 823 nucleotides. The record is from the annotation of a GenBank genome assembly. Lineage: Eukaryota; Fungi; Glomeromycota; Glomeromycetes; Diversisporales; Acaulosporaceae.
UCAUGAUGACUCGGAACAGAGAGCCAAACGACGGUUCAGGUGUACAAGGGUGAAGGAGCCAGUAGGGGCGGAUAGCUCUACGCUGUUGGUUCCAACCACCUCCACACGAACACCUUACGCAUGUAAAAUACCAGAGAAUUACCUCUGCGCUGUACUAAGUCAAGCUGUCGUUUGGAACCCCCUUUCUCUGAAAAUUUACGCUCUUUUUUUCCAUCACUUGGACCCCAACCACGACCUCAUACCCAGCAGGACCCAGUCCUCAAAUCCUCCAACGACCGUCACUCCUUUACCUCAAAGAACAAGUUUCCACGCUCCUUACGAUACGAGAUUCCCUACGAAGGCUCGCACUGAGCUUGCCUUUACCGAUCACCUACUUCCCUUGUGCUACAGAGCCGCCAUGCCGAUCGAGAAAUAUACCAUUAUCGUCAAUGAAGAGCGCUUCGUCUUUACUAGAGACCAACUAGAGUCGGAUCCAGGCAAUUACUUUGCUCAAUACUUCCUCUUGGGGUUCAAAGAGGUCCCAAAGGGAACCCGAGAGAUGGAGAUUGAAAAGGAGCCUCUCUUCUUCAAGCUGAUCCAAGCCCAUCUCAGAGGCUACGAUAUCUUUCCGCUGCCAGACCCCUGGAUUCCUAGCUACAUGACGAAGGAGAGCGCGCUGAACAACCUCUUCAAGGAGGCUCAGUUUUACGGCCUCUGGAAUCUGCAAAACAAAAUCUUGGAGUUCCAAGCAACAGAAAAGGCCAACAAAGAGAGAACCAAAUCCGUGCACCGCGUCUCAAAGAAGCGGUAUAAACUGGCGGUAAGCAUCCUUAUACUCCCAUGA